CAGUUCAAAGUUUCACGAAAUCAUGUAGAAAGUAUAUCAAUUUUUUAUAGACAUCAUGUGAUGUUUUGUUGCUCUUUCAAGUUCUCUGAAUUAGGAAAGUGGACAUUCUGAGCAACAAGAUUUCAGAAAGUGGACAUACAGUGGCACAUAUUAAAAUUGUUCCCUGUGCAGUGUUAACAGUGAUAUUUAUUUGUGAUUAUAUAGUGUAUAUGUAAAUGAACUUUAGAGAAAAUCAGCAACCAGCCAACAUUAUUGUUAACACUUUAAAUCAAUACCAGGGAAGAAGACGUUUAAGUUUUUAUUUUUUAUGUGUUUGUUUUAUACCAAAACAUACACUACAGUGAAUAAAAUCAGAUAAGAUAUAAAUUUUGGAUGUAGCAUUUUUCUUAAAACAUAAGACUUUACUUCAGUUCAUCAGACUUGAUUGAAUUAUUGACUGUGGACACAUACUCAUGUGAUAUUUUGAAUAAAGUAGUAAAUGCAAUAUCAUUUAUAAUGGACUAUUUGGUGCCAUAACAGAUAUCAUUGUUAAUUCAGAGUUUGAUGCUAUAAGAACAGGAAGCAAUAAAAGAAAGCUUAACAAGACUAAUAUAGUGUUCUACUUAUCCACAUGUGCAAGAGAACUCACAGAAGAACCUGUGCUUGGAUUUAAAGAAAAGAAAAGUAACUGUUACAUUGUACAUUAAAUAAGGAACAAAUAAGAAGCAAAAAUGAGUUCAGAUAUGGACAGCCCGGUGUACCAAGAUGUCACAACUGUGCCAGAAUCUAAACCUGUCGCACCUUUAACCAUCAAGGUUCUCAUUAUCGGGGACAGCGCUGUUGGGAAGACAUCGCUCAUGUUUCGUUACUGCGACAAUACUUAUAGCCCUAUAUUUAUCUCAACAAUAGGCAUAGACUUCAAAAUCAGGACAAUAGAACUUGAUGGGAAGAAAAUAAAACUACAAAUAUGGGACACAGCAGGACAGGAACGAUUCAGAACCAUCACAACAGCAUAUUACAGAGGUGCAAUGGGUAUAAUGCUGGUGUAUGAUAUUACAAAUGAGAAGUCCUUCGACAACAUCCGAAACUGGAUAAGAAAUAUUGAAGAGCAUGCAUCGAGAGACGUGGAGAAGAUGAUUUUGGGAAACAAGUGUGACAUGAACGACAAGCGACAGGUCAGCAAGGAACGAGGGGAACAGUUAGCGAUAGAGCAUGGAAUCAAGUUCAUGGAAACGAGUGCAAAAGCCAGUAUCAAUGUAGAGGAGGCAUUUUUCACGCUCGCACGCGAUAUCAAGGCAAAGAUGGACAGGAAACUGGAUGCUUCAUCACCACCAAAGGGAGGAGGGGGAAGAAAACUGACAUCCAAUCAGGAACAGAAGAAGUCAUGGUGGAAGUGUGCCAUUCUAUGAUUGGUCACUGCAAAAUCUCAUUUCUUAUCUGAUUGGACAGAUGUUUACAAUGUCAUACAAGUGUUUGCUACAUGAAUGCUGAUUGGUUGAAAUUGAAUGGUGCAGUAGGAGAUUGACCAAUAGAAUUUCAGUGCUUAUGGACAGGUCAUAUAAUCCCUACUGUCAUCCAAAUGAAAGACACAAUUUUAUUGGUCGAUCAUCUGUGAAUGAUGAAGUCAUUAUAAGUCCUGUUUUAUAACUCCCCUGUGGCAAUAUGUAGUAUAUAGUUGUUCAGUGUAUAUAUAGAUAUCGGUCUUAUUUAAAGCUGUAAUUUUAUAUAAACCUUGUUAUAGACUAAAUUGUUAAGGUUUAAUAUUCAUUGUCAAUUUCAUGCGUCCUAGCAUGUGUACAUGUAUGUAUCACUUAUAGCACGAUUUUUGGUGCAGACUAGUUAUGUCAGUGUAAUAGUUCGAGUUCCAUGCUUGUGUAAUAAGAAAGCUUUGAAAUAUGUUACAAGAAAGACUUAUUAUAAAUUGAAGGCAGUUUUUUCUUAAACAAAUUUGAUGUACAUGUUCUAAAUGGGAUAAGGUUUAUCAAGAUUUUAGAGAGGAGAUCUAAAAGUUUUAUAUUAACUAUGCAAUGAGUGUUUAAUUUAGAGUUGAACUGAGCCGUAACAAUGUUUCUUUUGUCCUCACAAUACAAAACUGAUUCAAUUUUGACUUGUGAAUAAGUCCAAAAGUCCUAGUAAUGAAUUGCUUGAUGUAUAGAAUGUGUAUUGCUGUAAACACUUUCUUUUCAAAAAUUACUGUAUGAAUAUCACUUAUUAAUGAAAUUAAUGAUAUUCAACUAAAAAAGGAUAUGCAAAUCUGAUAAAAUUCAUAUAAGAUAAACUUGAUUACACAUGUGUUUACCAUUUAAUUUACUAGUUUUCAAUUUCUGCAUUUGUUGAACAUUUCUUAUAUUUCACAUAGAUACACGUCAAUUUUUUUUAUUUCUGCACUGGGUAGACACAUAGUUGAAACCAAGCCUGCCAUUGGGGUCACUUUAUGUUACCGUUAGUGUUGGCUUAGAAACACCGUAAAAAUGGAACUUUUGCUUAUCAUAAUCAUGUGCCUUUCUCGUACAUACGUUGCUACAUUUCUAUAGAAGUUUAUUUUUAUAUUAUUGUAUUUCUGAAUGUUUGUAUCAGAUGUUAAAAAAUCCAGUCUUAAAAAAUCUGUACACAAGAAGACAAACAUGCAUUCUUUCAAUGAAGAACUCAGUUUUCACACAUUGAUUCUGAAAAUGUAAACGAAAAAUGUGAAAAUUUAAGGAAAAGAAUGAUGAAAGUAUCCUUUAUUAAAUGGGAAUCUUAAAUUAAUCAUCGUUGCUAUUUCAGCAGAUAUUCAGCAAACUUCAGUCUAAAUUAUGAAUAACAUCAGUAUGUCUGCUGUAACUGUAUGGAACAUUAUUUGUAACAAUUUGUUAUACAUGUACAUUUAUGAUUUAAAACUAUUUUAAGCAUGAUAUUUUGGUGACAAGGUGUAAUGAAGUUCUACAGUAAAAUAGAUGAAAUGAAUGACUGAGCGGAUAUAGGUCUUUUAGUUGUCAUGACGUAAGGUGAACUAUGACAUCAUCAUAGACUUUUGUGACUGAAAAUAAAUUGGUGGCACCAUGUUGUAAGGUGUUUUGAAAGUCAAGGGCCAUGAUUACGAACAGUCUCAAGUCUGACUUCAGAACUGCAAAUAUUUCUUUCAUUGUAGCUGAGUUUUUAUGAUAAAAUUUGCUGAAUUUUAUUACUAUUUAAAAUUGUACAAUUCUUCACAUUUUUUUGGUAUGUGGGACCAAUCCUACUCCCAGGUAAAACGGAAUGAAUUAAAGAGGAUUCUUUGUAAUUCAAUAAAAGUGUUUUACUAAGUGUUUGGUCUUGAGACUGUCUGUAAGCAUGUCCUUAGGGGUUAUUGAUUUCCUUUUUUACAAUUAUAAAAGAUAUUAUGAAGUCAAAACUGACCUAUCCGAGACAUGCACUAUGAGACCAAUUUCUGCUGGCCUUGCUUUUAAUAUAUAGGUACCUGUACAUUGUUUCCUUUCUGAACUCCGUUCUGUAGGACACCAAGGCGUCAUAUAAGGCCAUCCCUGUACAGAUAUUGGGUUCCAGUGGUCCAACCAGCUCACUUAAAAUGUCCACACUUAAAUUAAUAUGUUCACUCCUGGUGUAGGCUCAACAAAUAGUUGUAUUUUGAUCUCUUGUCAGUUGUAAAGUCAUUUUAUGGUCAACCAUAAAUAGGGCCACUGAAAACAAACAAUAUUUAAGGAUGGCCUGGGAUAUUUUACAUGAAAGUUUUUAACACAAAGACACAUUUCUGUAGUUUUCACUCUUGAUUGAAGUGAAUAUGUGCGAAUUUAAGAUUAAAUUGUCUUAAUUGUUGAGAUUGAGAAAAAUUGAAAUUAUUGUUUCAAAAUGAAAUUGUAAGGUUGAAAUUUGUGCAAAAUGUUAAAAUUAAUGAAAUAUGUGUACCUGAUCUUGUUUUAAACAUAAUUUAAUUUUGAAUUGGGUUUUUAUUUUAAUUUUAUGCUCGCAGUACAUUUCUAUAAACAGACUUUGCAUAUACAGUUCAAUAUAUCCAAGAAGCAAGUUCAAAAUUAUCAAAAUAAUUUUGUUCUGCUGGAUAAAAGUAAUUCUAUGAACUACAUGCAUAAUAACUGAUGUGUUCCUGUCCCAAUCACUGAGUUACAGCUUCACAUAGAUAAAAAACAAUAUCAAUUUAAAAGUUCAAAAUGUAUGUUUAUUUUAUUUUUUAUCAUUCACUUCCAUAUAUUUUGUAAACAACAAGUCAUAGAUCAUUUUGUAUAAAUGAUGUUCUGAGGAAUAGACCACAAACAAUCUGUUAUUAUUAUGUUCAUUACUGUAACGUGUAUGAAAAUGGGUGUAGAGACCUUUUUGGCCUCAAAACUUAGAAAAUGAAAGAACUAUGAUCUUACUUUUGUCACUUGAGGGAUACAAACAUUUUAUGAAAACGAGGGGUGUCCAAUUUAUGGUACUAUUUAUUAUGGUUAUACAAGCCGAAUAUAGUAAACAUAAUGAUAAUUCAAUGUUUUACAAACUUAUAUGAAUGUUGACAAGCAGAGAUAGAUUCUAUAGGGAAAUAAGGCUUAAGCCGGAAAUAUGACGUUAAUAGUUUUAUGUGACUGGAAAUGGAAUGAUAACACAUGCAGUGUGAUGUUGGGUUUAAGGUCAAUGGUAAUUUCAAGGUUUGUUAAUAAGGUAUUUGAUUUGACGCAAACACUUAUUAUUAAAAAAAAUGCACUUUAAGAAUUAUUUCUGCUAGUCACUGUUUAUAUAUUUCUCAUUUAGUAAAACAAAAUACAAGAUUGAAGGUACAUGUACGUUCAAAUGAUUCAAUUUAUUUAAUGCAUGCUACCUAUAGUUGAUUUUUGCAGUAUAUGAAUGUUAUAAUUUGUUGACUUUCUAUGCUAUAGUAACUUAUGUAACAAAUACAUAAAAUAUGGAAGAUAGGGUAAUAGGGUUGGUUAAUUGAUGUAUAAAAAUUCAUAUGACAUUUAAAUGUUCACAAUUUACUUGUGUCCACUCUUUUCAUCUAAGAAGUAAAAUGGUUAGUCCAUCAGUGAAGUAAUUAUUACAGAACUUGAUCUGUUUGUAUAUUAAUGAACAACUUUCAGUUCAUUUAUAUUGGCAAUCAAAAUAAACUAACAUACGAGGACAUAUUUCAUCACUUUUCAUCACAUUAAUAAGAAUUGCAUUGUCAUCAUGGUCAAGAUUUCCCGCUUUCUUUCAAGCAAGCAUUGCGCAAAAAGUCUUCAACUUCCUAAUAGAAAUAGAACUUCCUUAUAUUUAAAGUCGCUGAUUAUAUUUACAGUCGGGGAAUGAAUUUCAACUAGAGAAAUGUCAGAUCAAACAGAAAAUGUUAUGCAAAAUAGAGCAGGUCAUUGCUGCAUGCAUACAAAUGGCUUUCCCCUAAACUCAUUGUGAAUAGGACUGACUCGUUUACGUCGAAAAUCUAGUGGCUCAACAAAUUGUUGUAUUGUGUAAUCUACUAAAUUUGAAAGAAAUUAAGAUUGUGAUGAAAUCAUUUAGAAGAUGAUUAAGCUGUUAAACAAUAGUAGUUCACACAAACAGCAUUUACCUGGCUUAAAGAAGCAAGACUAAAAAACUGACGACUUGCAAGACCUAUAAGUCCUCGUAUGUUAUUAGUUUUAGUUGAAACCUAGCACAAUUUGCUUAAUUACUUCUGUCCGCAAAUUGCUUAAUAUUAUGUUAAAAUGUGCAUAACAUCAUGUAAUUAUAUGUGUACUUACAUACAAUGUAUGUGUACUUACAUAUGUGUAAUUACAUACAGUAUAUGUGUAAUUACAUAAUGUGUACUUGCAUACAUUAUAUGUGUGUUUACAUACAUUAAAUGUGUACUUACAUACAUCAUAUGUGUACUUAUCUACAUGAUAUGUGUACUUUCAUACAUUGAUCUGCAAGAAAGGUUUAAAUGUACAUUGUUUUUCAUAACACAGUAAACAAAACCCCUGUAGCUUUUGAUAAAACUAUUACUGUGGAUUAAAAUAUAAAUCUUACAA
Mya arenaria is the source of this 5933-nucleotide messenger RNA. Its product is annotated as ras-related protein Rab-8A. The transcript has 7 exons. Gene Ontology annotation, biological process: cellular response to insulin stimulus; protein secretion; protein localization to plasma membrane. The record is from RefSeq and is a predicted model, not a curated record. NCBI's taxonomy places the organism in Eukaryota, Metazoa, Mollusca, Bivalvia, Myida, Myidae. Gene Ontology annotation, cellular component: synaptic vesicle; trans-Golgi network transport vesicle; endosome. Bases 711 to 1388 code for a protein of 225 amino acids. Gene Ontology annotation, molecular function: GTP binding; GTPase activity.